Lontra canadensis (Northern American river otter) is the source of this 2805-nucleotide messenger RNA. It is a transcript of the gene DDX31, whose product is annotated as DEAD-box helicase 31. Gene Ontology annotation, biological process: ribosome biogenesis. The record is from RefSeq and is a predicted model, not a curated record. Lineage: Eukaryota; Metazoa; Chordata; Mammalia; Carnivora; Mustelidae. Gene Ontology annotation, molecular function: ATP binding; nucleic acid binding; RNA helicase activity. Gene Ontology annotation, cellular component: nucleus. The transcript is spliced from 20 exons. The coding region runs from base 8 to 2209 and encodes 733 amino acids.
GUGCGCCAUGGCAGCCGCCGGCGGGCUGCUCCUCCACGUUGCGGAGUCCCCGGCCGGCGGCCCCGGGACGCUCUCCGGACCCCGCUGGGCCCAGGCGAGGCGGCAAGCAGAGGCCACCAAAAGAAAACACCAAGCAUCCGGGGAGGCUCCCCCAGCGAAGCGGAGGAGCAAGGCAGCGUUUCUCCUGGCCGAGAAAGCUGCUGCUAAAGAAACACAAAGGACUUUUAAGGGGAAGGCACAGAAAACAUUUUCUCCAAGGAAAUCUUUGGUCGGUGUGAGUGACGGAACCCGAGAGCAGAAGCUGUGCGUUAGGACUUCAUCGUUAUUUAAAAACAACCCUGAAAUCCCAGAGCUCCACAGACCUGGAGUAAAGCAGGUGCGAGAAGAGGUGUUCACUUCGGAAGCUUUCCAUGAACUGGACCUCCACCCACAUUUAAUUUCCACAAUAAAUACGGUCUUAAACAUGACUAGUAUGACCAGCGUUCAGAAGCUAAGUAUUCCGGCGUUGCUAGAAGGCAGAGAUGCUCUGGUGAGAUCACAGACGGGCUCAGGUAAAACUCUUGCCUACUGCAUCCCUGUGGUCCAGUCUCUUCAAGCAAUGAAAUCAAAAAUACAGCGCAGUGAUGGCCCCUACGCCCUGGUGCUGGUGCCGACACGAGAGCUGGCUCUGCAAAGCUUUGACACUGUCCAGAAACUGCUUAAGCCAUUUACCUGGAUUGUGCCUGGAGUGUUGAUGGGAGGAGAGAGAAGGAAAUCAGAAAAGGCCAGACUCCGCAAAGGAAUAAAUAUCCUUAUCUCGACUCCUGGGCGGCUGGUGGAUCAUAUCAAAUCCACGAAGAACAUUCAUUUUCGUCAGAUACGGUGGCUGAUUUUGGAUGAAGCAGACAGAAUCCUGGAUUUGGGUUUUGAAAAGGAUAUCACGGUGAUACUCAAUGCUGUAAAUGCUGAGUGCCAGAAACGACAGAACGUCUUACUGUCGGCGACACUCACAGAAGGUGUGACCCGGCUAGCUGAUAUCAGCUUGCUCAACCCGGUCAGGAUUUCUGUCCUGGAGGAACACGGUGCCGGGUCUGGGCCACAGGGCGGAGCGGUUCCGGAGGCCUCCCCUCUCCCAGCCGGCAGCGAGCCGGACAGCUUUGCGAUUCCGGAAAGUCUCCAUCAGCACGUGGCACUGGUUCCCAGCAAACUGAGGCUCGUCUCCCUGGCGGCCUUCAUCCUGCAGAAGUGCCAGUUUGAAAAAGACCAGAAGAUGAUCGUCUUUUUCUCGAGUUGUGAGCUGGUGGAGUUCCACUACCACCUCUUCCUGCAGACCCUGCCGAGCCGCUUCGGGGCCCCAGCAUCCGGGCCACCGCCAUCUGCGUCCACGCGAUUAAAAUUCCUGCGGCUGCACGGCAACAUGGAGCAGGAGGAAAGGACAGCAGUGUUUCAAGAAUUCUCGCAUUCCAAGACAGGCGUCCUUCUUUGUACGGAUGUUGCAGCUCGGGGCUUAGAUCUCCCUCAGGUCACGUGGAUUGUUCAGUACAACGCGCCGUCGUCACCUGCUGAAUACAUCCACCGGAUCGGGAGAACCGCCCGGAUUGGCUGCCGUGGGAGCAGCCUGCUCAUUUUGGCUCCUUCGGAGGCAGAAUAUGUCAACUCGUUGGCUUCUCACAAAAUCAACAUUUCUGAGAUGAAGAUGGAAGAGAUUUUGUCUGUUCUGACAAGGGAUGACUGUUUCAAACGGGGCCGGUGCGGAAGCCAGAAAUCCCGUGCUGCCGGCCCCCAGGAAAUCCGAGAGCGAGCCACAGUCCUGCAGACGGUAUUUGAAGAUUACGUGCACUCCAGUGAGAGGAGGGUCUCCUGGGCAAAGAAAGCUCUGCAGGCCUUCAUCCGCGCCUACGCCACCUACCCCCGGGAGCUGAAGCCCAUCUUCCAUGUCCGGUCGCUGCACCUCGGCCACGUGGCCAAGAGCUUCGGGCUGAGGGAUGCCCCCCAGAAUCUUGGUGUCACAGCUGUGAAGAGAAGGAAAGCAAACCUGAGCAGGCCUGACCUUCAUAAGAAGACCUGGAGUAAACACUGCCUCGCUGAGAUCUUGCGUUCGGAAUACUCAAGUGGGAUGGAGGCCGGCGUCGCCAAGGUCAAAAAGCAAAACAAACAGGCAGAGCCCGGCAGCCAGCCACGCAAGCGCUGUCUGCCCCCGGCGCCCAGCCUCAGCCGUGGGAAAAACUAAGAAACGCUUCCCGUGAAGCAGAAAACCCCAAAUAGACUUAACUGGGGGACAACAGGACUUCCCCCCAAAAGUUUUCAGUUCUUUUUUUUAACUCUGCCUCCACAGGCUGGGGCUGAUGCCCUGUCCUUGUCGGGAGCCUUGUGGGAAGUAAUGGUGCCACUUUUCCCUGAACACCAUGUCCCCGACCCGGAGAAGCCACAGCCCUCGUCCUGGCAGAGGCGGGGUUAAUGCUUACCUUUGUGAGAGAGCUUAUACUUCGCAUCUCUUCCACCAGAACCAUCUUGGCCCCGGGGUUGCAGGCACUUCUUGACCUCCUCGAGGGCCUGGUGGGGCCGGCAUCAGCGGGAGUCCUCUUCCUGCCUCGGGACACGGUUCUGAACAAGUCUCAGUUUUCAUUAGCUGCCCUGUAUCAGCCACAUGGACUAGCACGCAUUUUGGAAAGUAGGAUUUUAAAAACUGGAAUGCAGUUUGUGAAAGUGAAAAAAAAAGACAUCAGCUCCUUUUCUUGAUAUACAAGUGCUUUGUGGAGAAGGACCCAGCAGGUUAGGGUGGGGGUCAGAAGGCUCCCGGUCCUGCCCGCGAGCUGCUCUGAACCG